UAUGAUGAUUUGAAACGUCGUUACGAACCGGAGGAUUCAUCAGUGGAAGACAAGUUGAUGGCUGGUUAUAUUGAUGGAACGGCGUACAGAUUCGGAAGUGCCGAAGAUCAAGAGAUGAUAAACAGUCAUCGGAAUAGUAAUCGGAAUAUGAGUAAGAACCGCAAGAGAGGCUAUUCGUUGAAUGCAUCGAAUUUGAUUUGUGGCGCAAACUGUUUCCGAUUGAACAUGGAUGAACAAUCACGCAAACAGUUGUCAACGAGCAAUAAUAAAGAACUGAAUAUCAAAACUGAAAUGGGUACAGUGGAUGAUACGAGUGCCGCGUGCAACGACCAAUGGACCAUCUCGCAGCAGUCGAUGUUUGUUGUUCUGAAACGAAUUUACAAAAAUGAUUUUUGCAAAAUAACAAAUUCAUUGAAUUGUAUCGACCCGGAUGCACCGCGCAAAACGUGUGCACAGGUUUAUGCUUAUUCACUUCGUAACGCUCCACUAUCUCCACGCGGUGAACUCUCACCAAAUUCGCCAAAGAAGAAGAAAUACAUGAAAGAUCAGCAUCGAACAUUCCGUGCAACGAAAUGGGCAAGUACUGAAGGUAAAGUGACGAAUCGACAUAAUUAUGAGCCGUGCAGUCAUAAGGGACCGUGCUCCGAUCAGAAUUGCAACUGUGUUAUUGUGGGCAAUGUUUGUGCGAAGUUGGUUUUUAUAAUAACCCUUAUUAAUUUCAUGGUGUUUAAACUUUUAUUUGUUGAUUACUAA
This is a messenger RNA of Anisakis simplex (herring worm), 753 nucleotides long. The record is from the annotation of a GenBank genome assembly. NCBI's taxonomy places the organism in Eukaryota, Metazoa, Nematoda, Chromadorea, Rhabditida, Anisakidae.